Molecule: messenger RNA, 1870 nt
Organism: Conger conger (European conger)
Lineage: Eukaryota; Metazoa; Chordata; Actinopteri; Anguilliformes; Congridae
Gene: cep43
Product: centrosomal protein 43
Exons: 21
Coding region: 26-1741 (571 amino acids)
Biological process (GO): microtubule anchoring
Cellular component (GO): centrosome
Molecular function (GO): calcium ion binding; protein binding
Source: RefSeq, a predicted model, not a curated record
AUACGAAUGUGCGGUGGCGAAAGACAUGAUAGUUUCGGGCGUUUGUUUGGUUGUCUUGGUGAAAAUGUCUGCAGCAGAGGAAGAUACAGAGCUACGUGAUCUUCUGAUUCAAAACUUAGAAAACAACGGAGUUCUGAAUAAAAUUAAGGCUGAACUGCGUGCUGCUGUGUUUCUUGCAUUGGAGGAGCAGGACAAAGUAGAGAAUAAAACUCCCCUUGUGAAUGAAAACCUAAAGAAGUGUCUAAAUACCAAAGAUGGACGAUUGGUGGCCAGCCUCAUCACAGACUUCCUGCAUGUUUUUAAUUUAGACUUCACGCUUGCUGUCUUUCAGCCAGAAAUAAACUCUCUGAAUGGCCUGGAGAGUCGAGAAGCUGUGGCCCGUGAGCUGGGCAUCACGGACCAGGAGGGUAACAAGGGCACGCCGCUGCUCCUGGAGCUGAUUAAGAGGAGCCGGCACAAGGACAAAGCCUCAAUGUUCUCAGAGGGAGAAAGAACCAUGCCUAUUCCCAAGGAGUUAUCUCCCAGGCAGAUUGCUGAGGCCAGGAGGAAAUUUGACUUUUAUGACAAGGACAAACGUGGUGGAAUAAACAAAGAUCAGUUGAGGACACUGUUCUCGGACCUCUUCCCGGGAUUCCACAAGAAUAUGCUUGAGAGCUACAUAACAGAUGAAUUCAGAGCUUUAGACAAGGACUUCAGUAACUCCAUAGACUUCCAGGAAUUUCUGGGGAUGUAUAAACGUUUGUUUAUGCAAUGUCGAAGUGUGGUCUGCAGUGAUGUAAGUGACAUCAUUCCAAUUCCAAAUAAAUUUUCAGAAGAGAAAAUAUCUACUUCACCUUCCAGUAAGAUACCCCGAUAUAAAGGAUUUCUUAAACUCAGUGAGGAGGAGGAGGAUGAGGAGGAAAAAGCUGGCGCCAAGGCAGUCGAGGUAGGCCACAGUGACACCAGCUUGACGUUUGGGUCCAUGAAGAGCAGGGGUCAAACGCCGGUGUUGUCCAGAGAGCCAAAACACGGCGACAUAACCUCGCCACCACUGAGAAAGAGUGUGGAGGAAGAUGAGGAUGAGGGGGACUCCUUCUUCGACGACCCCCUCCCUACACCAAAGAAGACUUUUGGCUGUAGUAAUCUCGCCAAGGCAGAUAAAAGUCAUUCAGAGGCCAGUCUCUCUGAACACAACAAUAGUCGCAGAGAGGUGGGCAGGCCGAUGAAGGAGAGCAGUCUCUCUCGGGGGUCCCUUCCUCCUCUGAGGAAGAGCAGUAGCCUCAAUGAUCUGUCUGCCAUAAACAGCGAUACAGACGCGGACGACCCCUUUUCAGACAGUGAUAACGGGGGAGGGUACAGCCCAGAGCCUGUGAGGAGGAGAGCGGACCCCGUCAGACCGGCGGGCAGCCCCCCGCCCCCCCCGAGAGACGGUCCCCGGUCGAAGAGCGGAGAGCCGAACCCGCGGGACCCCGCCGACAGGAGGACGGGUAAUCACAAAGACAAAGGAUUCAGAGACUCCAAGACGGAGAGCCAAACCCGUAGCAGAGAUGGAGCCCUUGGAUCUGAUGAAGACAAUGACUAUGACGAUGAUUUCAACAGCCACAGAUCAGAUAACUCUCGAAGCGAGCUGAGCAUCGGGGAAGAGAUCGAGGAGGUCUCCAUCGAGGGACCUGACGGAAGUGAUAAGCUCGAUGACCUCACUGUGGACCUCAGCCUGUCGCAGCUCAGCCAAGGGGCAGACUACAUGGAGGAGGUGGCCUGAAAGCCGCCUGCCACUACGGCCGUACCAAGACAGCAAAUUUUAUAUUGAAUUUAUUUAAAUGUGUGUGUGUGCGUGUGAAAGAAAUGGGUAAAAAAGCAGGAUGAAAAUAAAGUUGGACCUUGAGAUUAA